Molecule: messenger RNA, 1077 nt
Organism: Rhagoletis pomonella (apple maggot)
Lineage: Eukaryota; Metazoa; Arthropoda; Insecta; Diptera; Tephritidae
Exons: 2
Coding region: 1-1077 (358 amino acids)
Biological process (GO): DNA integration
Molecular function (GO): nucleic acid binding
Source: RefSeq, a predicted model, not a curated record
AUGUCGUCGAGUGAAUGUAUACGGAAUCAGUUUGCUGACGUUUUUGAAGGCGAUGGUCUCAUCGAGGGAGAAGUACAUUUAGAGGUGGAUCCAAGCGCCAAGCCGCACCAGCAAGUGGCCGACACACAAGAUGAGCAAGUGUACGCGAUACAACAGACAAAACAAUUCGCUGAAAUGUGCAUGCAAAUUCAAAAUAUCAAUCUCUUAAGUGAAGUAUCACUGAAUGAUGAUCAUCUAACGAGUAUUCGCUCAGAGAGUGAGCAGGAUCCGGAAAUUCGCCAGCUAAUGGAAACUUGCCAGAAAGGUUGGCCAAAUGAAAAGUCAGCAGUAAGAACGAUAAUUCAGCGUUACUGGAAUAUACGCGAUGAGAUCACAAUCUGUGAUGGAAUAUUACUACGCGGUGAUAGAAUCAUCAUACCGAGAAACUUAAGAGCACAAACUAUUGAGGCCCUACAUUAUGGACAUACGGGAAUCGAAUCCUGCUUACGUCGAGCUCGAGAAACAGUUUAUUGGCCAAAUAUAAUUGACCACAUCAAAAAUGUCAUUCAAAAUUGUCAAACGUGUUGGGAAACGUCGACAAGUCAGGCCAAGCUGCCACUGCAGUCGUCACCGAUUCCGGAGUUGCCAUUUCAACGUGUUAAUAUGGACCUGUGCGAAGUUCAACGACAGACAGGUAACUCCAAAGAAAUUUUGCUAAUUGUUUCCGACUCAUUCUCAGACUGGAUAGAAGUGGAAGAGCUUCGAAGUAUGACAGCCUCAACAAUAGUGUUAGCUUGCAAACGGUUAUUUAGUAGGCAAGGAAUACCAUCGGUAGUCGUAGCGGAUUCGGGUACGCAAUUCAACAGUAGAGAGUUUCUAAAGUUCGCAAGAAAUUGGGCUAUGAAAGUAGCUUUGUCGUCACCACAUCACCAUCAAGGAAAUGGGAAAGCAGAGCCGGCAGUCAAAAUCGUCAAACGUAUCUUUCGGCGAGCAGAUAAAAGUGGACAAGAUCGUUGGCUAGCGCUGUUAGAAUGGCGUAACACACCCAACCACAUGCAGACAAGCCCAGCCCAAUGGCUAUAUUCACGUCGUUUAUGA